Messenger RNA from Branchiostoma belcheri (Belcher's lancelet), 1569 nucleotides. Its product is annotated as leucine-rich repeat-containing protein 15-like. The transcript is spliced from 4 exons. Bases 1 to 1569 code for a protein of 522 amino acids. Gene Ontology annotation, molecular function: protein binding. The record is from RefSeq and is a predicted model, not a curated record. NCBI's taxonomy places the organism in Eukaryota, Metazoa, Chordata, Leptocardii, Amphioxiformes, Branchiostomatidae.
AUGGAGAGAAAACUGAGACGCGUGCUGAUUUUCCUUCUCAUCAUCCUGAAGGAACCCAACAUGCCAGAAGCUGACUGCGACUGUAAUCCACCAUCACUCUGCAAAGAAGACGAAGGCCUCACCAGCAUCCCUCAGAACCUCCCAACAUCCAUCUCUAAGUUAGAUUUAGGAUGUAACUGUAUUAAAACUGUAGAGCAGUCUGAGCUGUUACGGUAUAAGAAUUUGUGUAAGUUGUGCCUGGAAAGAAACUUGAUAACAAAGAUUGAAGCUGGCACAUUUGCAAAUCUAUCACGGCUAGAGUAUUUGUCAAUCAAGGCAAACAAGAUAGCAGAGAUUCAGUCUGGUUCAAUCACAAACCUACCCCAGCUACAACAUUUGGACCUGUUGAGCAACCAGAUAACUACCAUCCCUUUUGGUACAUUUGAAAAUCUGCCCCAGCUACAAAAGUUGAUCCUGUCCGACAACCAGAUAACUACCAUCAAUUCUGGUGCACUUUCAAAUCUACCCCAGCUACAACAUUUGGACCUGUGGCGCAACCAGAUAACUAUCAUCCCUUUUGGUACAUUUGGAACUCUUCCCAAACUACAAACGUUGACCCUGUCCCGUAACCAGAUAAAAACCAUCCCUUUUGGUACACUUUCAAAUCUUCCCCAGCUACAAAAGUUGAUCCUGUCCGAUAACCAGAUAACUACCAUCGAUUCUGGUGCAUUUGUAAAUCUGCCCCAGCUACAACAUUUGGACCUGUGGCGGAACCAGAUAACUACCAUCCCUUUUGGUACAUUUGGAACUCUGCCCCAACUACAAACGUUGACCCUGUCCCGUAACCAGAUAAAAACCAUCCCUUUUGGUACAUUUUCAAAUCUGUCCCAGAUAAAAAAGUUGUACCUGUCCAAAAACCAGAUAACCAUCAUCGAUUCUGCUGCAUUUGGAAAUCUGCCCCAGCUACAAGUGUUGAACCUGUACGAUAACCAGAUAAUUACGCUAACAAAUUUGGACCUGUACAACAACCAGAUAACUACCAUCCACACUGAUACACUGGCAAAUCUGCCCCAGCUUAAAUCCUUGCACCUGGGCAACAACCAGCUAACAACCAUCCCUUCUGGUGCACUUGCAAAUCUUUCCCAGCUACAAAAGUUGAUCCUGUCCUUCAACCAGAUAGCUACCAUAGAUUCUGGUACAUUUGCAAAUCUGCCCCAGUUACAACAGCUGAGGCUGAACGAUAACCAGAUAACUACCAUCCAUUCUGAAACAUUUGCCAGUGGUGAUGAUGAUCACCAGUAUGAAGAUAUAGACAAGCCCCGUGUUAAAACAGGGCAGGGUCAGUCUCGGGCUAUCACUAAAUCCAACACAAACACAACAGCUACAGCAAUGGCCAGUGGUGAUGAUGAUCACCAGUCUGAAGAUAUCGACAAGCCCCGUGUUAAGGCAGGUCAGGGUCAGUCUCGAGCUAUCACUGCAUCCACCACAAACACAACAGCUACUGUGAUGGCCAGUGGUGAUUCUGAUCACCAGUAUGAAGAUGUAGACAAACCACGUGUUAAAACAGGACAGGGAAGGUUGGACAAUUAA